Messenger RNA from Miscanthus lutarioriparius, 4119 nucleotides. NCBI's taxonomy places the organism in Eukaryota, Viridiplantae, Streptophyta, Magnoliopsida, Poales, Poaceae. The record is from the annotation of a GenBank genome assembly.
AUGGCGAAGCCGGAGGAGAAGCUGCGCUGCACGAAGGAGCCCUUCAUCGAGGACGUCGGCACCCGGAGGAUAAAGAGCAUCCGGUUCAGCGUGCUCUCGGGCAGCGAGAUUCGCAAGUCCGCGGAGGUGCAGGUCUGGAACAACCGGAUCUAUGGGCACGACAUGAAGCCGGUGCCCAAUGGGUUGCUCGACCCGCGAAUGGGAAUCCCGAAUAAGAGAGAGAAAUGCAGUACCUGCCAUGGUGAAUUUAGUGACUGUCCUGGUCAUUUCGGUUACUUGAAGCUUGCGCUUCCAGUUUUUAAUGUAGGCUUCUUUAACUGUAUUCUGGACGUGCUGAAGUGCAUCUGCAAGAGCUGUAGCAGAGUUCUUCUUAAGGAGAAAGACCGCAGGGAGUUUCUGAAGAAGAUGAGAAAUCCCAGGGCAGAUGCACUACAGAAAAGUGCUACAAUGAAAAAAGUGAGGGACAAAUGCAAACUAUCCUGCUGCCCCCGCUGUGAUUACAGAAAUGGUGUAGUUAAAAAAGGCAGAGCAGGCUUGAUAGUGGUUCAUGACUGUAGCAAGGUUUUGGAUGGACAUACAGAAGAACUGAAGAAUGCAUUGCAACACAAGAAAGAAAAGGUCUCCACUAAUUCAGUUCGUGUGUUAGACCCUGCAACUGUUCUCUCUCUAUUCAGAAGAAUGACUGAUGAGGAUUGUGAAUUACUAAACCUUGGUGAUAGGCCAGAAAAACUUAUUGUGACGGAGAUUGCAGUGCCACCUGUUCCUAUACGGCCGUCUGUCGUUGUUGGUAAUAGUAGAACAAGCAAUGAAGACAGCAUCACGGUUAUUUUGAAGAGCAUUAUUAAUACAAACUCCAUCCUUAAGGAGACCCUCCAUACUGGGGGUCCAUUCACCAAGUGCUUUGAUUGCUGGCAAUACCUUCAACUUCAAGUUGUUGAAUAUGUGAAUAGUGAUGCCCCCUGUCUUCCAGACUCACAACAUCGUGGCCUUGUUCAACGACUCAAAGGGAAGACUGGCCGAUUUCGUGGUAAUUUGUCUGGAAAACGUACUGAGUACACAGGAAGAACUGUCAUAUCUCCUGAUCCAAAUUUGAAAAUAACAGAGGUGGCUGUUCCUGUGUUGAUGGCUCGAGUCUUAACUUAUCCUGAAAGGGUUUCAAACUAUAACAUUGAGAAGCUGCGACAAUGUAUACGAAAUGGACCAUUCAAAUAUCCAGGGGCUAAUUUUGUUACACAACCUGAUGGCAUGAAGCAGAGCUUAAAGUAUGGUGAUAGAAGGAUUACUGCUCGGGAUUUAAAGUGUGGAUGUAUAGUUGAAAGGCAUUUAGAAGAUGGAGACGCAAGGAUAAUGCCAUGGAGAACACUCAGAUUUAAUGAGUCUGUUUGCAACCCUUAUAAUGCUGAUUUUGAUGGAGAUGAAAUGAAUUUGCAUGUCCCUCAGACAGAGGAAGCUCGCACUGAAGCGCUUAUGCUCAUGGGGGUUCAGAAUAAUUUAUGUACUCCUAAGAAUGGUGAGAUACUAGUUGCUUCCACGCAAGACUUCUUGACCUCAUCUUUCCUAGUUACAAGAAAAGAUACUUUCUACGAUCGAUCUUCCUUUACUCUUUUGUGCUCAUACCUUGGUGAUGCAAUGGAGAACAUUGAUUUACCAACACCAGCCUUGAUUAAACCUGUUGAACUUUGGACUGGUAAACAACUAUUUAGUGUGUUAGUCCGACCUAAUGCACACACAAGGGUGUUUCUGAAUCUUGCUGUUCAAGAAAAAAUUUAUUCAAAAAAAAAGGGAAAAAAAGAGGGGGGAGAGGAAACUAUGUGUGGAAGGGAAACAAUGUGUCCCAAUGAUGGUUAUGUCUACUUCCGAAACAGUGAACUGUUAUCUGGACAAGUGGGGAAGGCCACUUUAGGUAAUGGGAAUAAGGAUGGCCUUUACUCUGUUCUUUUAAGAGAUUAUAAUUCUCAUGCUGCAGCAAGCUGUAUGAAUCGCUUGGCAAAAUUUAGUGCAAGAUUUAUAGGGAACCAUGGUUUUUCCAUUGGUGUGGAUGAUGUCCAACCAGGAGAACAUCUAAAUCGGCAAAAGAAAAAGGAAAUAGACAGAGGGUACAAAAAAUGCCAUGAUCUUAUUUCUUUGUUUGCGAAAGGUGCGCUCGCAUUGCAUCCUGGUUGCAAUGCAGCUCAAACGUUGGAGCAUAACAUCACUGGCAUGUUAAAUGAAAUCAGAUCAAUUGCUGGAAACGUGUGCAUGGAUACGCUUCACUGGAGGAACAGCCCAUUGAUCAUGUCUCAGUGUGGUUCUAAAGGUUCUCCAAUCAAUAUCAGUCAGAUGGUUGCGUGUGUUGGACAGCAAUCAGUUGGAGGGCGUCGCGCCCCAGAUGGUUUUAUAAAUAGAACUCUUCCUCACUUUCCUAUAAAUUCAAAGACCCCUGCAGCUAAAGGUUUUGUUGCUAAUUCAUUCUAUACUGGUUUGACUGCUACUGAGUUUUUCUUCCACACAAUGGGUGGACGAGAAGGUCUUGUUGACACGGCGGUCAAAACAGCAGAAACUGGAUAUAUGUCCCGCAGAUUGAUGAAGGGCUUGGAAGAUCUCUCGGUUUUCUAUGAUCAGACAGUUCGAAAUGCUAGCGGUGGUAUAGUUCAAUUUUUGUAUGGAGAUGAUGGCAUGGAUCCUGCAAAGAUGGAAGGAAAAGAUGGCAUGCCCUUAAAUUUGGAUCAAUUGUUUAUGAAAGUCAUGGCCACAUGUCCUCAAAGGGGAUCAGAUACAUUAUCUCCAGAGGCUAUCAAACAGAUGUUAGAGGAUAAGCUCUUGCAGCAUGACACCUCAUCUGAUGGUGGCUGUAGCGAAGAGUUCAAGAAAAACUUAACUGAAUUUCUUGAUAAACGUAUAGAAUUAAUGAAAUACACAAGAAGGGCACUCCAUCUACAUGAGGAUCAUGUAGAAAAGAAAGAUUCUUGCGUAGAAGAAUCUGUUGCUGCUAUUAUAUUUGGUAUAUCUGCAAAACAACUUCAGGUUUUCUUGGACACUUGCUUAUCUCGUUAUCAGUCAAAGAAGAUUGAAGCAGGAGCAUCUAUUGGAGCAAUUGGAGCUCAAAGUAUUGGAGAGCCAGGGACUCAGAUGACACUGAAAACAUUUCAUUUUGCAGGAGUAGCUAGCAUGAAUGUUACUCUUGGUGUUCCUCGAAUCAAGGAAAUUAUCAAUGCUGCUAAAAAGAUAAGCACGCCUAUUAUCACCGCUCAGCUUUUGUCAAGGAAACAUGUUCUUUCUGCACGUAUUGUGAAAGGAUCUAUGGAGAAAGCAGUGCUCGGCGAGGUUGCAGCAGCCAUACAGAUUGUCCUGAAAUCAAGUCAGCCAAACUUGGUGGUCAAACUUGAUAUGCAACUUAUAGAAACUCUCCACAUGGGAAUAUCUGCUGAUUCUGUGCAGCUGUCAAUUUUGAAUCAUCCAAAGAUUAAGUUAAAAUCUGAGCAUGUCCGUGUCAUUGAUAGAGCCAAGUUGAGAAUAUAUCCAUGUGGAACUGAUAAGCGCAAACUUCAGCUUGAACUGCAUAACCUCAAAUCCAUCCUUCCAAAAGUGAUUGUGAAGGGCAUUCCAACUGUUGAAAGGGUUGUUAUUGACGAAGUUAAAGUCAACAACGAGACAGAAAGAUACCAAUUGUUGGUUGAAGGAACAAACCUCCUGGCAGUCAUGGGUACCCCAGGAGUUGAUGCUAGGAAGACGAAAAGUAAUCACAUCAUGGAAACGAACAAAACGCUGGGAAUUGAAGCUGCUAGGAGAUCUAUUAUUGAUGAAAUUCAGUACACAAUGAAAAGUCAUGGCAUGAACAUUGAUCGGAGACAUAUGAUGCUCUUAGCAGAUUUAAUGACAUACAAGGGUGAAAUUCUCGGCAUUACUAGAUACGGCAUUACAAAGAUGAAAAGCAGUGUGCUGAUGCUUGCUUCAUUUGAGAAAACCUCAGAACAUCUAUUCAAUGCCUCAUACAGUGGUCGUGAGGAUCAGAUAGAGGGAGUUAGUGAAUGCAUUAUCAUGGGCAUUCCCAUGCAGCUCGGUACCGGUAUUCUCAAAGUCAGGCAAAGGCUUGACCAUGUGCCUGAAUUCAAGUACCAGCCAGACCCGAUACUGUCGUGA